AUGGGCGGAGUGUGUUUAUGCUGGACUUGCAGACCAGUGUGGCCACUUUUUCUGAUUCUGGCUUCGUUACCUCGCAUGUUGCACUGCUCAGAGAGUCCUGCAGCAAUUGUUGGCAAAAUAUAUCCACGCGGCAAUCACUGGGCAGUAGGUCAUUUGAUGGGAAAGAAGAGCAUCGAGGACCUGCCUGUGCUGCAGGACUCAAACCAGGACAGUGACUACCUCACACCCUCAGAAACAGCGGGGGUCACACAGUUGGACCGAUACAAGCAUCUGAUGGAGGCUUUGCUGCAACUGAAGAACCAAAAACGGAUGAUGCCACAAACUGCACAAAGGCUGCUUUGGCUGCACAGUGGCUGGAGAGAAGAAGACAAAGACUAA
Messenger RNA from Scomber scombrus (Atlantic mackerel), 378 nucleotides. It is a transcript of the gene grp, whose product is annotated as gastrin-releasing peptide. The record is from RefSeq and is a predicted model, not a curated record. The transcript is spliced from 2 exons. Gene Ontology annotation, molecular function: neuropeptide hormone activity. The coding region runs from base 1 to 378 and encodes 125 amino acids. NCBI's taxonomy places the organism in Eukaryota, Metazoa, Chordata, Actinopteri, Scombriformes, Scombridae. Gene Ontology annotation, biological process: neuropeptide signaling pathway.